Molecule: messenger RNA, 2945 nt
Organism: Magallana angulata
Lineage: Eukaryota; Metazoa; Mollusca; Bivalvia; Ostreida; Ostreidae
Exons: 3
Coding region: 99-2258 (719 amino acids)
Biological process (GO): proteasome-mediated ubiquitin-dependent protein catabolic process; negative regulation of translation; protein polyubiquitination
Molecular function (GO): translation repressor activity; ubiquitin protein ligase activity
Source: RefSeq, a predicted model, not a curated record
ACGGCCAAUCGAACAUUCUUAUAUGCCCUCUAUACUCUAACUCCGUGCAUGUCAUAGAUAAAAAUGGACACUUUUUAUCGCAUUUUCAACUUUCAGGGAUGGAAAGGGCAUACUGUCUGAGUUAUGAUGUCCUCAAUAACCGUCUUUACGCUGGUAUUGACGAUAAUCAACAAACACUGGGUGUUUACAAGUAUAUAUUCAGACAGGAUUCGAUGUUAAAUCCGGAAUCAAUCUCUGGUGAUUUAGCAAAUCCAAUAGAAGCUAUUCAAACAACAGAGACUAAAGAAAGAAAAGUAAGAAAGAAUAAUCUGUCGUCAUCACCGUAUAGCCCAAUCCUACACAAAUACUUGUCAAUUACUGAUGUUCGGUGUAGCAAAAGUGUAUCUUUAUGCGCAUCAGGUACAUGUAUGAUAUGGGUGAGUGAUGAUCAUGACAUUGUAUUGGUCAACGAACUUGGUGAAACAUUACAUCAAAUCAAAGAUCAAAUCAAAGAUUAUCGCGAUGGUGCAUAUGAUGGGUCGUAUGGAUUGCACACGCUUAACAGUGAUGGUGAACUAAUUUACGUAGCAAAGGAUGAUACUAUACUCAAAUUGUCAAAGGAUUUGGAAAAAAGUACCAUAUUUAUUCAGAAUACGGAUUCAAAUGAAUGGAGACCGCAAUGUAUACAUUAUUCCUUAUUCACGAGUGAUAUCUUGGUCGGCAUGGCAAACAUGAAUUUAAGAAGAGGAAAAAUAAUUCGGUAUAACAAAACUGGCAAAAUGGCGCAAACAAUACAAUGCAACGAAAAAGGACUGGACAUCUUCAAAUAUCCUCGCUAUAUAACAGAGAACAACAAUGAAGAUAUGCUGGUAUCUGAUUGCUCUGGCGCUGUAGUGGUCACGGAUAGUGCAGGAAAAUUUCGUUUCGCUUACAAAGGAUAUCCGCAAGGAACAGCAUUAGAUCCACUAGGAGUGUCCACUGACGCACUGUCAAACAUCUUAGUAUCCGACUAUUACACAAAAACAAUACAUGUUAUAGAUAAAGACGGUCAGUUUUUGUCAUAUCUAUUUAUUAACCUACAGUGUGUCUCCAAACCAUGUUCUGUUUUCUUUGAUAAAAAUACGUAUCUUCUUUGGGUCGGCUCAGAGUACAACAAUACAGUAGCUAUCUACAAGUAUUUAAGGAGUGAAGAUGUAGUGUCAGAUCAAAAUAAAUAUUGCGAUGCUGUAAGACAGACGCAGCAGGACCUUGUCGAUGGAACUUGUUCGAAAAAGCAGGUAUUUGCACCAGCAGUACAGAAUUAUUUCACAGUGAAUGACUUUAAACGCUGUUCCCAUUUAUCAUACGGCAUAUGCGACUGCCUUUUAAUCAAUGAAGGAAAAAACUUCAUCAUUACAAGAACAUCAGGUGAAACUAUACACCAUAUUGACGGUUUACGCAGUGAUGCCAGUACUGGAUCACACUCAAUGAACCUAUCUCGGGAAGAAUUGUUUUAUAUCGAGAAGGACUAUAACAUUGUCAAACUGUCAAAAUAUAAACAGAAAACAAAAACAACUUUUAUCAAAUGUAUGCAGGAAACCGAUUCUGCAUGGAGACCAUGGUGUCUUUACUGUUCUCAAAUAACUGAUGACGUUUUGGUCGGUAUGAAGAAAUUAGACAGAAUACAAGGCAAGGUUAUUCGGUACAACAACCUCGGGGAAGACAUACAGGAAAUACAACACAACGAAAUCGGAAGCGAUAUCUACAGUACACCACGUUAUAUAACAGAAAACAUUAACGGGGAUGUCGUGGUGUCUGACUCCACAGGUGCUGUUGUGGUAACAGACCGUGAAGGAAGACAUCGUUUUUCGUACAAAGGACACCCCCCUGAAUCAAAACUAUCUCCACUUGGAAUCUGCACUGACACUCUGUCACAUAUCUUGGUAUGUGAUGAGUUAACCCACGCAAUACAGAUUCUUGAUAAAGACGGAAACUUCCUAUCCAAUCUGCUAAUUAAACCAUCAGGUAUAGUAUCGCCUAGUUGUCUGUGUUAUGAUGUCAACGCAGACCUUCUCUGGGUAGGAUCAGACGUCAACUACUCGGUAUGUCUCUACAAGUAUAUAUCAACACAGGACCUUCUUACCGGUAAGAUUUUUAAGUUUAUAUUCGAGGUUUUAUGUAUGAUGCCAACAUUGGAUAUCACUGACUAUUUAGAUGCAUGUAGUGUGCUAUUUUUACAUUUAAUGCCGAAACUAUUGUUACAGUUAUUUAUUUACAUUGACAAUACACAAAAUAAAUAAUCAAGUAUAAAAGUCAAGUAUAAAUAUUUUAUUCGGUACAAUCAUCGUCUUUCAGGACAUCGUCGUUUGUUUUCGAUGAAAAUGAAAUCCAAUACAACAAUCUAUUUCUAGUGUGUUCAAUUACAUUAUCCAUGCACAAAUUAAGACACAGAUAACUAAAACAAGUUAUACAUUAGUGAUAUGUUUAUACCUAAACGUUGAUGGCGCCGAUUAAAAUGAACAUAGAGAAGAAGUACAUGUAUCAGUCUCCUUUAACAGGAUGUCAGCCUUAAUCAACAUCAGUACUUAUAUUUCGAGCACCAGAAAAAUAUAUAGUUUGCUACCCUUAUUCAAAGAAAUAUGAAAAAAAUCGUUUAAAAGAAAUACCUCGUUUAACAUUUGUUUUAAUCACGUUACAUGUAGAUCUAAAUUUCCCAACGGUCGAUUGUAAAAAAAAAUAAACACACCUUGUAUUCUUUAUCAAUAUUAUUCAUAAUGCAACAAUUUUUUAAUAAUUUCAAGUUUUAAACACAGAUUCCACAAAAUUUUUUGUUUAAUUUUGCUCUAGUUUUUUUUUCUUCUGUCGUUUCUUAAUAUUGGGUAUUAUUAUGAAUAUAUUUUUCUUAAUAAAUUUUUAUUCACCCUUUUGUGAAUGAUUUACAGAUGAGAAUUCAGAAUAUGAAGAUAAAUAUGAGGAGUGCUGUCUGG